GAGCUCUGCCCGUCGCGCCGCCCCCUCCCUCAGUCUUUCCACCUCCACCCCGCCGCCUGUUUUAUGUUUUUUUAUUGUUUGUUUUUUUUUUUUUUUUCGUCACCCCCUCACCUUCGGUUUUUAUCCCGGCCGCGAGCAAAGUGUCUUCAUGAGCGCAGAGGAUGUCCGGGAAGCACUACAAGGGGCCUGAAGUCAGUUGUUGCAUCAAAUAUUUCAUCUUCGGCUUCAAUGUCAUCUUCUGGUUCCUUGGCAUAGCAUUUCUUGGGAUUGGAUUGUGGGCAUGGAAUGAAAAGGGAGUGCUGUCCAACAUCUCUUCCAUCACUGACCUGGGUGGCUUUGAUCCAGUUUGGCUCUUCCUAGUGGUAGGAGGAGUUAUGUUCAUUUUGGGAUUUGCAGGAUGCAUUGGAGCUUUGCGAGAAAAUACCUUUCUUCUCAAAUUUUUUUCUGUGUUUCUUGGAAUUAUUUUCUUCUUGGAACUCACUGCUGGUAUUCUAGCAUUUGUUUUCAAAGACUGGAUCAAGGACCAGCUGUAUUUCUUUAUAAACAACAACAUCAGAGCAUACCGAGAUGACAUUGAUUUGCAAAACCUCAUAGACUUUACGCAGGAAUAUUGGCAGUGCUGCGGGGCUUUUGGAGCUGAUGACUGGAACCUCAAUAUUUACUUCAAUUGCACAGAUUCCAAUGCAAGUCGAGAGCGCUGUGGUGUGCCAUUCUCUUGCUGCACUAAAGACCCUGCCGAAGAUGUUAUUAAUACUCAGUGUGGCUAUGAUGCAAGGCAAAAACCAGAAGUUGAUCAGCAGAUUGUUAUCUACACAAAAGGCUGUGUCCCUCAAUUUGAGAAAUGGUUGCAGGACAAUCUUACCAUAGUUGCUGGUAUAUUCAUCGGGAUAGCAUUACUGCAGAUAUUUGGGAUUUGCUUAGCCCAGAAUUUGGUUAGUGACAUUGAGGCUGUCAGAGCCAGCUGGUAAAACUGCUGAAGUAACCACAACAAGACACUGGACAACCGAAACCCUCUGAAACCUCCAGUGUGUCUCACCGACACCAAGCUGUAUGGACAUGGGUGACAGGGAAGCCUUCUCUCCCACAUAGUCUCAAGUUUAAGUUCCUGAUAUUGCAGUGAACUCAUAUUUCUUUGGGGUGGGGGUUAGAAGAGUGGGCUCUUUAAAAUCUGCUGCUCACUGACAAUUUUUUUCUUUUUUUUUUUUUUCUUUAAACCACCAUUUUGAAAGCUGUUGAGCCGUGAAUCUCUACUGUAUUCUUGAUCCUGAGUAACAAGUGGACACUUUUUAAAAAUUGGUGUAUUCAGUGGGACAGAGUUGCAUUAUUGUUAUCUGUGGAUAUACUGUUUAUUCUUCAUGCCAUGAGCUCUUAGUAGCUGCCAAGUAUUCCUGAGAUGGUCGCUCACCUCACCACGCUAAAGGAACAGUCUUCUUAUUUUCACAGAUAAACGUAGCUGCAGGCUUUCUAUGCAUCUAUUGUACAGUAAAUGAAAUUGUUUUUAAGACAAGGGAAUGUUAUCUUUUUCUUUUUUUUUUUUUUUUACACAAGGUUCCAGCCAUCUCCCUGUAGUAUUUUCAAGUUGGAAUGAGCAAGCUCACAGGGAGAACUGCCUAAUUUUAUCAACAUCUUUCUUCCUUUCUCUAUCCUUGUAUGAAGGGGAAGGAGUUUUAUAUUUGUCAAACAAGGGUUGUAGAGCCUUUAGUUGCUGCCAUACCUUAGGACAUCAGCCUCUUAAGGCAAGAAUGAGAUAUAACUGUAUAAAUGUAUGAAAGCAGUGUGGAUAUUGGGUCCAAGUGAAUAUUAUUAUUCAAAGAAUGAAUUAUAUAUUAACUUAAAAAAAAAAAAAGAAAAAGAAAGCAUCUGACAUGGCUAAAUCUUUUGUUUCUCUGGAAUUUAGUGUAACCUAAUAUAUUUAGGGAUCUCACUAAUAUUAUGCUUUGAUAUACUUGUACAAAACUUCUUUUAAGAUAAUUUCUAGUUCUGUUCCUUUCUGAGGCUUUGUUCUUAAUUUUUUUUUCCUUCAAUUCUUUUCACUUGCAUGAGCUGUGGAGUAAGAAUCUGUGACACUCCAGUGCUUUAAAUCUGUGCGUAUGUUUUAAUACAGUCUAAUUCAAACUUAUUUAUUGGUAAAUGCAUGUGAUUAAGGGAAGAUCAUAUUCCAUUUCUUUGCAACUUGGAGAAAACAGCUUUUACCAGAAUAAAUACUUUCAAUGGACAAAUCCUUGCUAUGAAGAUAAGUCUCCCUUUGUUGCGUAAAAUGCAACAACAACAAAAUAAUCUUGAAGCAAUGGAAUAAAAGUUCUGAAAUAGAAAUGUGUAUUAGGAUCAGCCAAGGCACAUACUCUUGAAAUGGACAAAAUUUGAAAUCAAGCUCAGAUCAGACUCCAUCCACCUUAAAGUUUGAUUUGUUGUUCUUGAAAAAUAAUAAUGAAUUUAUAAACCUGACCAUGACUUGGAUAGUUCCAUUGUACUUUGUACAAAUUACUCUCCUUUUAUGACCUUCUCCAGUAUCUGCAGAAUAAGCUCUGAAAGCUAUGAGCUCUUUGCUCCUGCUUUGGUAAAACAGUGAUAAAAACUUGUGUAGCAUCUCUUUGCAAGAGAUGAUUUUUCAGAGGAGUACAUGGAGUAGAAGAGGUUAAUGCAUUGUUUCCUAAGUGUCCCUGCUGUGGUGGAUGGAUAGGAAGCUGCUCUGGUGGCCUAUUAAGGUCUUUACUGGUUCCAGGACUCUUAAACAUAUGAUUAUAUGUACCCUUGCAUAUUUUUACCUUUCUGUGCUUUAGUCAACUGUGUUUCUCCCCCCUCUAAAACUGGUGUUGGGCACACUGAUGAUCCACAGAUGCUACAGAAAGUCCUUUGGUCCUUCUGUCUUUCAGUAUUACCUCAUUCUCUUCUGGUUAACUCCCACUGACUGUCUCUGAAUCAGGCAGCCUCCAUAUCCUUUGGUAUCUGCUGUGAAAGGCCAGCCAUGACUCAGAGUUAUUAUUAUUAUUUUUUUUUUAAAGCCUUUGCAAGCAAUUAUAAUUCACUGUCCUUAAUAAAGUUGGUUCCACCUCA
Centrocercus urophasianus (Greater sage-grouse) is the source of this 3054-nucleotide messenger RNA. It is a transcript of the gene TSPAN5, whose product is annotated as tetraspanin 5. NCBI's taxonomy places the organism in Eukaryota, Metazoa, Chordata, Aves, Galliformes, Phasianidae. Gene Ontology annotation, biological process: protein maturation; regulation of vascular endothelial growth factor signaling pathway; protein localization to plasma membrane. The transcript has 8 exons. Gene Ontology annotation, cellular component: membrane. The coding region runs from base 162 to 968 and encodes 268 amino acids. The record is from RefSeq and is a predicted model, not a curated record.